AUGGCUAGAGACAGAGCCACUACCAUUACACCCUCGUCUAAUACAACCUCGGGUACAUCCACGCCAUCUACUGAAAGUUCGCUCAUGCUUUCGGACAUACUAGAGCCUGCCUCUCCGUUCGAGGAUCUCUUUGGAUCAACGUCAAGUCCUCAACUAGGAGCCCCACAACAAACCGCACAGCUCAGCCCCGUUAAACCACCGCAGGACCUUCCACCCAUUAUGUCUGCCCCAGUCACCCUACGCAGCUUCAGCGGCGAAACAGACGACAACGUCCAGCCAGGCGAGUUUCUGAAGACCUUCCGCCACUUCACAACGUCCGCCCGCAUCACAGACGACGACCUCAUCAUCACAUCCUUCGGAGACCACCUCAAGUACGGGUCCCCUGCAGACGACUGGUUCGCAGAGCUAACCAGCACGAAGCAGACGUGGAAAGAGGUAGAAACAGCGUUUUUGCAACGCUUUCCGCCCGUCGAGAAGGCUAAAAGGACGGAAACCGAGUUAGAGAGGGAGUUGUGUGAAUUAAGGUUGAAGACAGAGGAUUUGGGGAAGAAGGAGAAAUACGCAGGCGAAGAAGUCUACACCCACGUCAUAUUCGCAGAAAAGGCUCUCAGCCUCGCAAAACAAGCCAAGAUCAGCACAGGGUCGAAUUCGAUCUGGAAGGUCAGAGACGAGCUACCCGACAUUAUACGCCAGAAGGUCAAGGAAACGUACCCAACCUGGACCGAAUUUUGUGCAGCGAUCAAAGGGGUAGAAAUGGCUCAUAUACGAGAUGGGGUGAAGAAGUACCAGAAGGAGAAGGAGGAGAAGGAGAAAACGGAGGCGGCUAUAGCAAGCCUACAACGCUUACACCUGCAGGGACAACGUCGCCUCCCAGCUGCGCCCACAUCCUCAGUAUCAAACAUCAGUCAAACCCAGCAGUCAUCAACCUUGGGAGGUCAACGUAACAACACGCCACAAUCCAAUUCAACCAACACGAAUGCAUACACGGGCCCGUCAAGUGGCCAAGGCAACCUGCCCCGCCCAGCUCCCUCGCCAAUCACUGAAGCUGAUUGA
Messenger RNA from Laccaria bicolor S238N-H82, 1053 nucleotides. RefSeq lists its product as uncharacterized. The coding region runs from base 1 to 1053 and encodes 350 amino acids. NCBI's taxonomy places the organism in Eukaryota, Fungi, Basidiomycota, Agaricomycetes, Agaricales, Hydnangiaceae. The record is from RefSeq and is a predicted model, not a curated record. The transcript has a single exon.